GUGCGAACAGGUCAUGAGCAGGUACUCCUGCAUGGAACAGGACACAAAGGAGAUCUUGGCCGAUGCAAUAAUCAAAAGCUAGAGCCGUGGUGGCUGCGCUUGGAAAACACCGUCAGCGCGAAUACCGGCGGAAGCUCGUUUUGCUAUCGCAACUAGCCAGCCAUGUCCCAAUGGCUUCAACGACACUCCUCCACGACAUUCCAGCUCGGGCUGGCCGCAGCUCUCGGAGCCCUCGCGGCUACAUCAGUCAUUUUCACAGCGACAGCAAUUCAACGUCGGAGAGCGACCGAAGAGCUCAAAGCCUCAAUACCAGACCUAUCACGCAAGCACCAUGCGACGCAGCUGACGGAGUAUGGCGGCGCCAUGCGCGAGAGCAUAACAAAUAAAGAGGACGAGAGAUCCGCAAACAUCGCCGCGAAAGCACGGAAGGGUCACUACGACGAAGAACUCAUACUAGAACAACUCGCACGGAACAGGGUCUUCCUGAAAGACGAAGGCUUAGCGAAGCUGCGCAAUGCUUUUGUCGUGGUCGUCGGACUCGGCGGUGUGGGAAGUCACUGCGUAGCAGCACUUGCUCGAAGCGGCGUGUCGCGUUUACGAAUCAUCGACUUCGACCAGGUCACGUUGAGCAGUCUGAACAGACACGCCCUAGCUACCCUGGCGGACGUCGGUACUCCGAAAGUGCACUGCAUAAGAAAGAGACUGGAACAAAUAUGUCCGUGGGCCAGGAUAGACUGCCGAAAUGAGCUGCUGAGCUCACAGUCGACGGAGGCACUACUUGGAGUUUGGGACUACGAACUUCAAGACGAGGAAGAUCGCUCAGAGCCGGAUUUUGUGGUCGACGCGAUCGACAACAUCGAUACCAAGGUCUCAUUGUUGCAAUAUUGUGCGCUACGAAGCAUUAAAGUGAUAAGCGCUAUGGGUGCGGGUUGCAAAAGUGAUCCGACACGGAUACAGGUCGGAGAUAUUUCGACCAGUAUCGAAGAUCCCUUGUCCAAGUCCACGCGGCGGAGACUGCGGGUCAAAGGAAUUAAGGACGGCAUUCCUGUCGUCUUCUCGACUGAAAAGCCAGGAGAGGGCAAAGCUGAGCUACUUCCCAUCGCAGAUGAAGAGGUAGAAAAAGGGAACGUGGACAAACUCGGUGUUCUUCCCGAGUUUCGGGUCAGAAUUCUGCCUGUUCUGGGAACGAUGCCCGCUGUAUUUGGGUAUACGGUCGCGAACCACGUCAUUUGCAGCAUUGCUGGAUAUCCGAUGGACUAUCGGGUCGGCGAGAAAGGGCGGGAGAGAAUGUAUGAUGGCAUACUCUCAGCCUUGCAGGGCUUGGAAGAACGCCUUGUGCGCUCCACGCCCGGUCAAGAGGCCGUCGGCCUGCGGGUACCAGUCAGUCGAGACGAUGUGGCGUACCUGGUGGAAGAGGUCUUCCGGGGUAAGAGCGUGGUUUCUGGGCUUGGAAACCGCCUUGCCCUGAUCAGAUGGCGCAAGCCUGCUGAAGGCUUUCGAGUGGAAGAUGCGUAUUUGAAAGAAGGGCAGAAAAUGAUUAAGCUGCCUAUGGCAGAUCUAGUCCUGAUGACUAAAGAGGAAGCGCAGAAGCACGAGAAGCAAGUCCUGCUUGGGGACUCGGCGUCAGAGGAUGUGUAUGAUCCGCCCGUCGUCAAUCUAGUCGAGAAAAGACAUCGCGAAGAGCUGGCUUAUGAGAAAUAUAGAUGAUAUGAAGACUCGAAUGAAAGAAGAAUUCUGCUCCUGCCUAUCAACUAAG
Messenger RNA from Exophiala viscosa, 1756 nucleotides. RefSeq lists its product as uncharacterized. The coding region runs from base 163 to 1707 and encodes 514 amino acids. Gene Ontology annotation, biological process: cyclic threonylcarbamoyladenosine biosynthetic process. The record is from RefSeq and is a predicted model, not a curated record. Gene Ontology annotation, molecular function: ubiquitin-like modifier activating enzyme activity; tRNA threonylcarbamoyladenosine dehydratase activity. NCBI's taxonomy places the organism in Eukaryota, Fungi, Ascomycota, Eurotiomycetes, Chaetothyriales, Herpotrichiellaceae. The transcript has a single exon. Gene Ontology annotation, cellular component: mitochondrial outer membrane.